AGCCGGGCAGGCCGGGACGACGAGUCAGACGAGGCUGAGCCGCCAUCGACCGUCGACCCCGCUCGGGCCACGCCACGGAAGGAGGAGGAGAAGAAGGACGGGGGGGAAAUCUGGGGCGCCAUGGAGACUGUUACUCUCUACCAUAAUAUCUUCCUGCAAUACUUAAACCGAACAAGAAUUGUGGUGAAUGAAAAAUGCUCUGGGAUGGAACCAUGGCAAGUCAUCGCAUCAACAGCCGCUGCUACCUUGCUGAUUGUGAAGCUAUACAUGUUUCUUUUCCAGGCAGAAAGUUUAACAUCACGAUUUAAAAAAUGGUUCUUCAGAUUUAUACGCAAGCUGCCCAUCAUUGGUCCCAUCAUCCAGCAACAGAUAGACAAGACUUUGGAUGAGAUGUCUGCCAAAUUGACCUUUUUGCAAGACAAGAAAAAUUAUCUCAGGACCCUGCCAGCAAUAGGUCUCAGCAAGCCAGAAUUAUUGAAGAAGAUGAAGGAAUACAGCACUAUGGGUAACGUAAAUUGGAAAGACUGCAAAGUAUCUGGCACAGUGUACAGUGGGGAUGAGAAACUCGUUAAUCUGCUUGUUAAGCGAUUUAAGGUUGGAAAUGUAUUAUUUUUGAUGUUGGUUUUGUCUUUUAGGUUGGUGCCAAUAAGUGCCCAUGCAGCAUUUGACAAGGCUGCCCAUUAUUUCAGGAUUAAGAUUGUGCGUAUUCCAUUGACAGAACUGAUGCAGGUGGAUGUGAAGGCAAUGAAAAAAGCCAUUACCAAGAAUACAGCCAUGUUGGUCUGUUCAAGCCCACAAUUUCCUCAUGGAAGUAUUGACCCCAUUGAGGAAGUAGCGAAGCUUGCCCUGAAAUAUGAUAUUCCCUUGCAUGUGGAUGCCUGCCUGGGAGGCUUCCUCAUUGUCUUCAUGGAGAAGGCCGGCUUUCCUUUACCGCAGCGUUUUGAUUUCCGAGUGAAAGGGAUCACCAGCAUUUCUGCAGAUACGCAUAAGUACGGCUACGCGCCAAAGGGCUCCUCAGUGAUAAUGUACAGCGAUAUGAAAUAUCGGCAUCACCAGUUCUUCAUUGCCCCUGAUUGGCAAGGAGGAAUUUAUCCUUCGCCCACGAUUGCUGGUUCCAGACCUGGAUGCCUUAUUGCAGCUUGCUGGGCAACCAUGGUGCACCUAGGAGAACAAGGUUAUGUGGAAGCCACCAAGAAGAUCAUCUCAACUACAAGGUUCAUCGUAUCUGAGUUGCAGAAAAUGGAUCACAUCUGUAUCAUUGGCAAACCAGAGGUUUCUGUCUUUGCUUUCAAGUCUGAUUCAUUUGACAUUUACCUAUUGUCAAACCUGUUAAUAGCCAGAGGAUGGAAUCUUAAUAUUUUACAAUUCCCUCGAAGUAUUCAUUUUUGCAUAACGCUGCUACAAACAGAACCUGGGGUGGCUGAAGAACUGCUGAAGGACAUCAGAGAGUGUGUCUCUGAGGUCAUAAAGAAUCCAAAGGAAAAAACCACUGGCAUGAGUGCAAUCUAUGGUCUGGCGCAAACCAUUCCUGAUAGAAACCUUGUUUCGGAAAUUGUUGGCGGUUAUUUGGACAGCCUCUACAGCACAGGUGUAGAGUCCCCCUUGACUGAUACGCACAUGAAUGGUUCUCCAAGCCCCCAUUGAUUUUUAAUCAUGUAUCACAAUUGUUGGAUGAAGACACACUAAACAAUUCAAAGGAAAGGUAAUAUCACUUGGGGGUGUUUCUUCUGCAGAUGCAGCGAUCUGUUGGCAUAACAUUCCCUUUUAGGUUAAACACAGGUUCAACUCCCCCCUAGCUUUAGAUUGGCUGUUCAGAUCUGUGAAACGUCAGGAAUUCUCUCUCUCUCUCUCUCUUAACUUCUGAUAAUUAUUUGUAUAUCUUAAUGACGACUCAACUGCUGCUUCUAGUCGUCCAAGACACGGCAAGCUUAAGGGCAAUGCAAGUCUGGUCCAUCAUUGUUCAUGCUCAGGUGUUUGGAAUUACUUCAGUGGACGGAUACAGAUAUCUUGGCUGACGUUCACACCGAGCAGUGGAUUCAACAACAGGUUGCGCCUCCUUCACAGAUGAUAGGAUAAAGUGUUUGGUUCACUCUGUGGGAAUUUGCUCUGAUUGAGAGGAAGUGGAUCAAAGGGGAAAAAGGGACACUUCCUUCUUUCCUUGUAUUUUUGGGGUGCUUUUCUCUUUUCCCUAAUUUUUUUUGUUAUUGUGACAUAUCUCCCCCCCCCCCAAGUCUUUGAGCCAUGGAGAUCCACGAAGGUACUAAGGAUAAAACGGUUCUUCCACAUCUACUUUCUGUGUUAACUACCGUAGGAGAAAGCAAAUUGCAUUUCUUCAGUGUCACUGAGAAGUCGAGAUGUUCGGCUCCUUCAACUGCUCCCAUUCAUAGCUCUGCCAUUGUGUUAAACGCCUUUAUGGACUCAAAAGAGAACCGGGGACUCAGAAUGUAAUUAUUUGUAGGACCUCCCCAGGCCAGUGCUCCUUUUCAGGCGUUGCACUGAUUUAUCAGACCCAUUCUCAAGAGAGCACACACAGAUUUGCCUUAAAUGCGGAGAGCAUCUCUUAACUCAAGGAGCCAAGCAGAUGAUCCAGUCAAUAGAUGAUCACCUCCGUUAUGGUACUACGCUGAAAAUAACCUCAACCUCAGGUAUCAUAUAGUCCUCCUCUUCAGUGUUUCAUGACGUCUCAGUUCAGUCCACCUGUAUGGUAGCACUUUGCCACUGCGAUUGGGAUACCUGGCCAUGGUGGGCGUGGCCUAGUUGGGUUCCUGCACCAUGGCGGGGGGAAGGUUUGCCCUCCCCAGCUCCAGAGGCUUUCCUUGAGCCU
Thamnophis sirtalis is the source of this 2824-nucleotide messenger RNA. NCBI's taxonomy places the organism in Eukaryota, Metazoa, Chordata, Lepidosauria, Squamata, Natricidae. The record is from RefSeq and is a predicted model, not a curated record.